GAGAUUUUCCAACCCACUGAUAUCAGCAAUCUAUAAUGUGCCAUCAGAGGGGAACUCUUGCUUUGAAAAGAUCGACAAUGGCACAUCCAUCACAAUGUUAUUCUAUUCUAUUGGCCGGCCUGGACAGUGUUGUGUUUGUUUACGCUAGGACCCGCUUGGCCUUCCAAAAGUAGUCCUAGUAUUGUGUUGUUGAGUGUCAAGUUUCAGUGAUAAGGUCAACAAUGUGAGUGCGUUCGCUGAAUGCACGCCGAGAAAUAUGAGCAAAGAGAGAAAUCACAAGAUGAUACCAAAUGAGGAGCACUCUAGCUUGAACUGUUGACCAGCUGAAUGCCGAACUGGUUUAUGCUUGUUUUGGUAAUAGAAAAUAGCAAACAUGGAUUCAAGUUCCAGUUCUACCAGACAAACAUGUGUCUUGGAUAACACAGAGAGCACUAAUGGAGAAUGUUGUUUUCAGUGUGUAGUGUGCCAGAAAAAAAUCGACAAUAUUGACAUGUUGGAUAGCCAUGUCAAGGAACAUCCUGUGAGCAAAGUUUUUCAAUGUUUUAUUUGCAAUGAUGGCUUUGACAAUACUGCGGAGCUGUUAUGUCAUCUUGGGGUACAUGACUUACCCAGGCCUUUCAAGUGUGGAUUGUGUAAUGAGAGUUUUUAUGACCAGAAAAUGCUGUCCGACCACCUGUUAAGUAGUCAUCGACCUCCUUCACUAUUGUUCAAAUGCGGACUUUGUAUGUUGUCUUUUUACGAGAUUUCAGGUUUAAACCAGCAUGUGUCUGAAACUCAUUCUGAAGAAACCAAAAGAUUCCAAUGUUCGUAUUGCAGUAAAAAGUUUAGUGAAAUUUCAGCUUUAAAAAAUCAUACUCCUUGUGAAUGUAAGCCAUCUUGUCUUCUAACUGAAAGUUCGCCUGUAGAUCAUAUUUCUGAAGAAAAUGAACUUUUGAACAGAGAUGAAGUUGAGAGUGAUGAAGAUCAUGUGAAACAAAUUUCUCUAUCAAAAUCUAAAAGCUUAAAAAGGCGAAAGGGAUUAAAAGAGAUUCAUGCAAGAAACUUCGAGAAAAAGUCUGGAAGUGUGCUGAGAAAAAGGGUGGAGAAAUUGCAGAAGCAUGCAAGAGCUAUCCUUUCCAGUUCCUCGACAAAAACUGAAACAAAAUUGAAAAACAAACAAAAUAGUCUAUUGACGCCCUCAAAGACUUCUCACAGUUUAUGCGGUUACUACUCUGUUGAGUGUGGUAAAUGUCACAAAGUUUUUGAUUGUGAAGAUCUUCUGAAAAGGCACUUCAAUGAAGGCGACUGUGAAGGUUACAGGUGUAAUUUGUGCUCCAAAACAUACCAUUUAGAGUUAUUACUUUUAAAACAUGUAGCAGAACAUAUGGUCACAUCCGGCCAGACGUCAUUUAACUGUUUGUAUUGUCCAAAAACAUUUGACACGUCCGACAGAUUCAUCUGCCAUGCUGCGCUUCAUAACUGUGGAUCUGUGUUUACUUGCAAACUUUGUGGGAAGAAUUAUGCCCAGUCAGAAUAUGUGCUAAAUCAUUUAAGACGUAUGCAUAGAAAUGUUGUCAGUAGGAAGACUGUACUACCCAGUUGUGCUGAUUUGGAGAAGGAUGUGGAUCAUACUGCUGAACAGGAUAGGAUGGAUGCGCCCAUCUUGUCGGAUGCCACAGGUAUAAAGUAUAGUUAUGAUUGCAGUGAAUGCAGUGAGAAUUUUUCCAGCAACAGCAGUCUUGUACUACAUGAAUAUCAAAGUCAUGGACGCGAAGUGUACCAUAUUGACUGUACUAAGUGUUGUGUUUCAUUUCAGUCAAUUGAGCUUCUUUUCAAACAUUUUAAAGAUACAAUGUGUGACGGAUUUAAGUGUACAGUGUGUCACCAGUCAUUUGAGAUGGAAUUGUCUUGCCUAAGGCAUGAAACAACUCAUCAAAUAGAAAUGACAAAAAAGAAAAAUUUUACUUGCAAGUAUUGUAAACGCGUUUUCAAAUCACCCCAUCAAUUUACAAAACACUCUGAGAUUCAUUCUGAGAGCAAGCCUUUUGUGUGCAAAAUCUGUCUCGCUCGAUUUAUAAAUUCUGACAAUCUUUUCAGUCAUAUAAAAUCUAUGCACCAUCUGAAUAUUGAUCGCCUGUCUGUGGCUCUGAAUACAGCGUUACAACCUCUGUCUCAUGAACAUGUUGAGCUCAAGACAGAGAAAGUGAACACAGAAGUCAUACCUUCAGAGACAGAUGAGUCAUGGGAGAGUGCUGAUGGUUUCAAUGUGCCUGAAGGUGAACGUACUUGCAAAAGCUGUGGCAAAGUUUUUCACACGCUGCAUGGUUUGGCUUGCCAUAGGAACUGGAACGGUAUGGAGUGUCUUUAUACUGUAGACUGUGAUAAAUGCAAAGCAUCAUUUGAUUCCCUAAAUCUCCUCUCCCUGCAUAUGCGUACUGGGUGUGAGGCCUACAAGUGUUUGGUUUGCUCUCAGGCUUUUGAGCUGGAGUCCUCAUACCUGAGACAUGUUGCAAAACAUGAAGCAGAUGUAGCAAAACAAACUUCAAGCAACGAGUCCCAAAUAUUUAGCUGUGGAAAGUGUGCAAAGAGUUUCAAGUCUGUGUCCCAGUAUGCUAGACAUGCCCGCACUCAUGCUACAAGCACACCGUUUCGCUGCAAGGUUUGCUCUCAGCGAUUUCUCUACAUUGAACUGGUACACAAACAUGUCAAAGGAAGACACGGAGUGAAUAUCAGUUCUUGUCCAGGUAUUUUACAGAAGCGAAAAAAGCCACCCUCUCAAAAUAGAGAUCAUUAUCAAUAUUCUGUUUUCUGUCAUGAAUGCAAAGAAUGCUUUGAUAAUAUACAGGCUCUAAAGGAGCAUGUGAGGAUGAGUACUUGCUUUGGGUAUGAUUGUGAAUUGUGUGGGCAGUCGUACGCCAUUCAGUCGGAUCUGAUUCACCAUGAAAUAGAGGAACAUUUGAGUAGAACUGAUGGAAAACUUCAGUGUUGGAAAUGCCUGGAGGAAGUCAACUCUCUUUCUGACUAUAUGCAACAUGCAGGGAUGCAUGCAGAGUUCCAGUCUUUUAAGUGUGAUUUGUGUGGAGAAAGAUUUGUGUGUCUGGAUCUUUUGGAAAUUCACAUGUCACAGUCUCAUCAGGGUCAGCCGGAAGUGUCAACCGAAUCAAAUUCUGUAUCAACUUUCAGUUGUAAGGUUUGCCAUCGUACAUUCAAGAGCAUUGGGUCCUUGAAAGCUCAUGAGUCAAGUUCAAAGCACAGACAAGUCCAGUGUACAACGUGUCAACAACAUUUUCUGUGCAACAAAGAUUUGCAACUUCACCUGCAGGUUGUGCACCAAGAGUCCAUAAGUCACCAUUGUAAAGUUUGUGGAAAAACGUUUGCAUAUCUGAAUAACUUGCGUAGACACGAACGUAUCCACACUGGGAAAAAACCGUACCAGUGUCAAUUCUGUGCUAAGAUGUUUUCUGGCAUGGAUCUUAUCAAAUCACACCUCCGCACUCACAGCUCUGAGAAGCCUUUCAAAUGUCACAUUUGUAAUUAUGCCUGCAAGCACAAGCACUACUUGAAGAGACACAUCUUAACUCAUGACACAAGUGUCGGUCGAGAUCACAUUUGCCCCACUUGCGGUAAAGGUUUCAGAACGAGGCACACUCUGGUGCAGCAUUGCAAGCUGCAUGGGAAGAAGACUUUUGAAUGCAAUGUGUGUAGUGCUUCCUUUGGUAGGAAAGACUACCUUGAGAUACAUAUGAGAAUUCAUACGUUGGACAAGCCUUACUCAUGUCCUGUGUGCUCUCAGAGUUUUGCAGUGUCCAGCAACAUGAACUCCCAUAUGCGAAGAAUCCACCCUGACUACUUCAUAGCAACAAGAAUGCAGAAGUCUCUGGCUAAAACAAGGGAACCAGUACACGUUCUGUCAUCAGCUGAGGUCUCAAAGUUUCAGGUGCUGACAGGGGAAUCUUCUGAGAUAUCUGGUCUCCUGAUCAGUGAACAGAUUGCUAAGGCAUAAUGGACGUACUUGUGUUUGGUGAUACAAUAAGCUGUUAUCUGAGAGAGAGAGAGAGAGAGAGAGAGAGAGAGAGAGAGAGAGAGAGAGAGAGAGAGAGAGAGAGAGAG
Messenger RNA from Aplysia californica (California sea hare), 4089 nucleotides. Its product is annotated as zinc finger protein 26. NCBI's taxonomy places the organism in Eukaryota, Metazoa, Mollusca, Gastropoda, Aplysiida, Aplysiidae. The coding region runs from base 374 to 3982 and encodes 1202 amino acids. The transcript is spliced from 3 exons. The record is from RefSeq and is a predicted model, not a curated record. Gene Ontology annotation, molecular function: nucleic acid binding; zinc ion binding.